Messenger RNA from Colletotrichum gloeosporioides, 5640 nucleotides. RefSeq names its product Protein dopey. The transcript is spliced from 6 exons. The record is from RefSeq and is a predicted model, not a curated record. The coding region runs from base 1 to 5640 and encodes 1879 amino acids. Lineage: Eukaryota; Fungi; Ascomycota; Sordariomycetes; Glomerellales; Glomerellaceae. Gene Ontology annotation, cellular component: trans-Golgi network; endosome. Gene Ontology annotation, biological process: Golgi to endosome transport.
AUGGCUCUUGAGCCGGGCUCUGGCCGGCGCUCCGUCUCCCCGGAGAGCUCAGGGCGGGACUCCCCCCUGCCGCGCCAAUGGAGAAACCAACUCGGUGCCGAGGAGGCUCCGUCAAAGGAUAAGCACUACCGCAAGUACGCAUCCGGCGUUGAGAGGGCCCUGACCCUCUUCGAGACAGCCCUACAGGAGUGGGCAGACUACAUUUCCUUCCUCAACCGCUUGCUUAAGGCAUUACAAGCUCGACAUCCCUCGACCACCACCAUCCCUGCGAAAUCGACCGUUGCGAAGCGACUCUCCCAAUGCCUCAACCCCUCCCUGCCAUCGGGCGUCCACCAAAAGGCCCUCGAAGUUUACAAUUACAUCUUCGCGACGAUAGGACAAGAUGGACUGUCCAAAGAUCUGCCGCUCUACCUCCCCGGUCUGGCGUCGACGCUCUCCUUCGCCUCCCUGUCCGUCAGGACUCCCUUCCUUGACCUUCUGGAAACCCACUUCCUCAGUCUCGAUCCUCGAUCCCUGAGACCAGCCAUGAAGUCCGUCGUUCUAGCUCUCCUGCCAGGUCUGGAAGAUGAGACCAGCGAGGACUUUGAUCGGACACUACGGUUGAUGGAGAGCUUCAAGAAGUCGAUACGGCCGGCAGGGAGCGAGGAACUGGAGGGUCUACACUCGACUGGUGAUGAUUUCUUCUGGCAAUGCUUCUUUCUAGCCUCCAUCACAGGUUCUAGUCGCAGAGCGGGCGCUUUGGCAUACCUUGUGAGGAAUCUGCCCAAACUGGGCGACUCGCUGGCUCAGGGGAAGCCUGUCAAGAAUGGGAUCUCGGAGGAGGAGCACUCUACCCAACUGGCACAAAUGGUUACCUCCCCUGAACCGGGACUGCUUUUGCGCUCUUUCGCAGCUGGUCUUGCCGAUGAGCAGUUGCUGAUCCAGCGCGGGUUUCUGGACCUGCUGGUCACGCAUCUCCCAUUGCACUCAAAGGUGCUCCAGAACAGCGUCAAGCCGGGCGACUUGGAGCUUCUGCUGCGUGCGGCCGCCGGUGUCGUUAUACGAAGGGAUAUGAGUCUAAACCGAAGGUUGUGGGCAUGGUUUCUGGGUCCUGAACCAGCGCCAACGGAGAGCGAGAGCGGCAUGGAGUCACCCUCAUCGACUGAACCACACAACGCCUAUUUUGCGUCCAAGACCAGCUAUUUCGAGGACCAUGGUCUUCGCCCGUUGACACGAGCACUGCUGAGCAUGAUUCAUGUCGAUCGAGAAUCAAGCCCUGCAGAGAGGGCACGGCCUUACAGGAUAUGCCUAUCGUUGAUGGAUCGCUGGGAGAUUGGUGGACUCGUCGUUCCCGAACUUUUCCUCCCCAUCAUCAACAGUGUCCGACAAUAUCGGGGCCAGUCACCAAGCAAAGCCGACUUCAACGAAGUUUUCCGUAGUGCGAGCGUGUUCUUUGAUGGCGUCGAAAGUGGGCUCAUCUACGGCGAGAUCGUUAGCCUGCUUGCUCAGGCAAUCGGCCCAGGAAACGUGUCCGACAAGGAGCGCCUGGAUAAGCUCGACUUGGUGAACUUCAUUUUGGCUAAUUUCAAUGUACGUGAGGAAGAGAUGAUCACCAUCCACGCGCCGCUCACUGCUUUGUCCAUCUUGUCGAUGCUGGAGGACACGAGAGAGAGACAGAAAUCGUCCACCGUUUCGCCAACGAAAGGCUCUGGCAAAAUCGCCGAAGAGGCGCUUAGCAUCUCGCUCGCUCUGCUGGAUCUCGUGCCAGACCGAGCCUUUCCCGCAGCUGGUGAUAAGUCCAAAAGGACUGUAGAAGCCGGUGUUCUGGCGUCACUGUCGGCAGUCGAAGUCUUGAAGAGGAUCAAGUCGUUUUAUGUUGAUGAGCAGGGCAACCUCGAUGCCAAUAUUCCGUUCACGCCGAUCGAAGUCGGCGAGCUUCUUCUGCGCAAAUCAGGUCAGCUCGUCUGCGAUGGCUUGAAGAACACCGACUCGGAUUCGGACUUGGGUGCGAAGGGAAGAAUUCUUACAGCUCUUCUAUUGAAGGUUCCAUCGGCGUACCAUUUAGACGCGAGUUUCCUCAUGAAAUGUCUCCACGACCGUCUCAAACACUCCGACAGGCUGUCAUUUGUCUCUUUCAACUCCAUCCUUUACUUAUCUGCUCAUCUCUACUCCGCCGAGCGUAUCGAGCUGCCUGACCUUUCCGAACUUGUCACUCCGCUGGUCCAACAUGCUUGGGAGUUUCUGUCAGCCUCAGAACCCAAGUACCACGUCGAAACAGUCAGAUCUCUAUGGCAGCUUCAGACUGCUUUGACUGUCCAGAACCGAGACAUUGAAGCAGCCCUGGCAAGUCUAAUAAUUGAAAAUGAUGUUCAGGGCUCGUUUGCGUCCCGUCCUGCCGAUGCGGGCCGUCGCUUUAGCGUGCUAUGGUCUCACUCACUACAAGAUUCUCACGCCGACAGACGCGGGUCAAAAACACCAAUGAUUGAAAAGCCGCCGCAGAUUCGCUUGGCUGGAUCGGAAUACUACGACGUAAUGCUGACUCGGCCUUUGUUUCUGAUGCUGGAUGCCCUCCUAGACGAGAGAACUCAACUGUUCAUGACUGUUAAAGGAUGGCUGAACAGUUUAGUUGGCACUGACAAGUUGUUCUUAAUAUUCGUUCGAAAAUUCGCAUCCCUUCCUUUCCUCAGGGCCAGCCAUGCCAUCGGCUCGCCUGCGGCGUCGGCAGCUUCCACAACCUUUACUGUUGAUGACGACCUGGAUGUUUGUCUUUACUACCUGAGAACAUUGUCAAACGUUCUACGCUGGGCCCCGGACGUGAUUUGGGCUGUAUUGGCCUCGACCUCGCUCACAGUCGAUGCAGAGCACCCAGAAAUCUCACAGAUGACUGGCCAUGAGGGAGAGAUUUCCAUGCAAGAGGUUUUCAUUCACGUCUGCCUGCGAUGCAUCGCUGGAAACAACGAACCGGAGGAGCAACUCAAGAUACGAUCUACUCAGCUCCACCGCUACGCCCUGACUGUUAUGCACCAAAUCCUCCUCAACCCCUACGCCGAGCCUCUUGCAAGCCUUCACUUGGAGAAUGUUCUUAUCGAACGCCUCCUCCAAUCGCUAAACGGAACGGACCCAUACGUCCAGGUUCUUCUUCUGGAUGUCGUAUUUGACGCGCUCAAGCUUCGGGACGUGAUGAUCGCUGAUGUCCCGGGUUCCCCGACAUCUGAAAAGAGGAAGCUGAGUCUGGAGCCCUCCAAGAGCAUUAGAGUAUCAACACAGUCAGAGACAAAGCCAACAGCACCACCACCUAACCUACUCAAGUGCCUUCGGGCUGGACUGAGUUCUCCUAGCAGCCGCAGCGUCCUCGACAGUUGGGUCAGUUUCCUAACGGAAUGUCUCCCUUUCUACUCCGACACGAUUUUCCAAGUUUUGAUUCCCCUCGUCGAAACACUUUGCCGGCAAAUUUCCAACACAUUCCAAGAUCUCCAGUCCAUCUUCAGGGAGAAUGGUGGUUCAAAACAGGAUGAAUGGAACGCUCCCGAGUCGACUCUGAUCUCUUUGCUGAACGCCAUUGAACAUGUCCUGGCACGAGCGCACGAGCGACUUCUGGUCGAGGAAGCCAGAACGCAGAUUGUCAAGGGGCCAGACCAGCAGCCAGGAUUCUUCGGCAACAUGGUCUCGGGCGUUUUCAACUCGGACACCCCCCAAACAAGGAGCGCUACUGCGAAUGAUAGACUCACGGUGCAUUUGGCUUUCCAGGAUGCCGUCCGUAUUUGCUUCACCAUCUGGUCGUGGGGUCAAGGGAACGACGCAAAUGCGCAGGACACGACCUCAGUUGCUUCCUUCAGCUACACAUCCCUCAGAAUGAGAAACCGAGCAAGACGGCUGCUUGAGCACCUCUUCGCAGCUGAGACCCUGGAAUGUCUUGAGACCGUCAUUGACAUCUGGAGAAGCUCCAUCAAUAUCACAACACCAGUGCCCUUGUCGGAAGUGUUCAACUUGUUGCCGGCUCUGGAUGGUUCUCGGCCCAAACAUACAAUCCCUGCCAUCUUUAAUGCAAUUUACAGCAGAACCAACCCUGGUGCCCUGGAUGCGUCUCGGAAGUCAACUUUGACAACAUCCUUACAAGACAUCGACCUCGUCACCUUCUUGGUUGAGUACGCCCGCACCCUGGAAGAUGACGCAAUGGAUGAGAUCUGGCUCGACUGCAUGGCCUUCUUGCGCGACUUGUUAACGAACCCGUUCCCGCACCGACAGACGCUACCGAGCCUUCUAGAGUUCGCAGCAAUUCUCGGCGAAAAGGUGGACAACACCAACUUUGGCGAACAACGAAAGAUGAGACGUGAACUUGGGGACCUUUUCCUCCGGCUUCUAACCGCCAUCUUCACCACCAAGCCCUUGACCUUUGCUGACACAGCCCCGUCAUACGAGAAGUCCGACAAGAAUCGUGAUGGAAUUCGUCGGACCACGACGAUCUCACUGGUCAGCGUCCUCGAUAGAGCCGAGGAUGUGGUGGCUAUCCUCGCCUCAAUCGUCCCGAACCUUCCCAAGAUCUUGGUCGAGACUGACCGUGUCUUGUCCGCGGCGAGCACCAUCUCGACGAACGUCAUUGGCCCAGCUUUCAGGGCAAAGGCAUUCCCCGAGACCGUCUCGAAGAACACCCUGGAUUUGCUUCAGGAACUGUCCAGGCUGCCAAGUAAUCAGAAGACGUGGAAAAAAGACGUUAGCGAUGCUUUCAACGAUGCCAGGUUCUUCAACUCAAGCAUCGACUUGGUGCGAAGCGACUGGUUGCCACUGCUGAGGCAGUGGACUGUCAGUGACAAGGAACGCAUGCCCGAACUCCUGAGUCGCAUGAGUCCUCCCACGACUGCUGGUAUCGUUUUUGGUGUCGGAGCCACUUCUGCACGUCUCGAGGCAGACCGGAAAACACAACUGAACCUGCGCCGAACUGCCACGUUGGUGCUCGCUGCCAACGAAGAUGCCUACGUUACGGAGCUUCCUCUCAUCGUAGACAAGCUUGUGGAGCUUCUUGGUGCCACGGCAACGUCCUCGCCAUCUUCUACAACACGUGCAGAGAUUUACAUGCUCAUUCGCGCUCUGGUCCUGAAGACGAGUGCGGUGCACCUGGCAAUGAUCUGGCCAGUCAUCAACGCCGAGCUCCACGCCGCGAUCGCGUCUGUGGUCGCUGCCGACCACAGCACAGCAUCGGAUAUGUACAAUAACCUGUCGAUUUUGCAGGCAUGCAAGUUGCUUGACUUGCUCAUCUGCGUCGCGCCUGAUGAUUUCCAACUCCACGAGUGGCUCUUCGUCACGGACACCAUCGAUGCGGUGUAUCGAUCAACAAACUACCAGCCUGUUGCCCUGGUGGAUGAACUUUCAGAGGAGCUCGGGACCAUGGGCAUUAGUCUGUCUCUGCAGAGCACACCGGCAGCCCACCUGGCCGCGAGCAGCUCACACAGGCGCCCUCUUCUUGGACCGGGCGGCAUCAACGACGAGGUCAGCAUCGACAGGAAAGACGAGCUGGUAGGCAAGAUUUUACGACCAUUCUUCGGCCAGCUGAGCAUCUUCGCGUUCGAGUCGACGUACGCGAUGGCGCCGCUGGACCGAGAAUUUUGCAUUCAGGGGCUACUGAAGGAUUUAUUUGACGAACGUAGCGUGGUAAAGGCGUUGUAA